Molecule: messenger RNA, 753 nt
Organism: Notodromas monacha
Lineage: Eukaryota; Metazoa; Arthropoda; Ostracoda; Podocopida; Cyprididae
Source: the annotation of a GenBank genome assembly
UUUCUUAUCCCAUGUUUCCACAGUGCUAUCAACUAUGAGAACAACGAGGCUAAUAAAAUCAAGAAUCAACUGACCGGAGAAUGGGGAGGUGUUCCAGACGUGGCGAGACACUACAAGUCGAAGGGCCUGCAGUGGGUCGCUGUUGGUGACGAAAACUACGGCGAGGGAAGCAGCAGGGAACAUGCUGCUCUAGAGCCACGUCAUCUCGGAGGUCGAGCAAUUAUUGUGCGCAGCUUUGCCCGGAUCCACGAAACGAACUUGAAGAAGCAAGGUAUGCUUCCUUUGACCUUCGCUGACCCGAAGGAUUACGACAAAAUACAACCCACUGAUCGCAUCUCGCUCUUGGGCCUGAAGGACUUGGCUCCUGGCAAGCCUGUGCAAUGCGAAGUGAAGCAUACGGAUGGUAAAAUCGACAAGGUAACGCUCAACCACUCACUGAACUCGCAGCAGAUCGAGUGGUUCAAGGCUGGCAGCGCUUUGAACCGCAUGAAAGAAGUGGCGAAGCACUGAGAUCCCGUGGAUGAUUUAUUAGCAGUCAAAGUCUGUUAUCCUGUGAAAAAGACAGAGGCUCCUCAAGGUGCAAUAAUAUCUGGUGGAAAUCACUUAGGACUAUUUGUUUGGUCGAUUUUGUGCUUUCUCAUUCUUAUUUAAGAGCAUUUAAGAUCUUUUGCGCUUCCAAUGCGGAGGUGAGGAAAAGGGGUAUUGUUGAGGACGGCUCGAAUAUAGUUGGUCAUGUGACUUUUUGUGAUGAAA